Molecule: messenger RNA, 633 nt
Organism: Pseudozyma flocculosa PF-1
Lineage: Eukaryota; Fungi; Basidiomycota; Ustilaginomycetes; Ustilaginales; Ustilaginaceae
Exons: 3
Coding region: 1-633 (210 amino acids)
Biological process (GO): mRNA cis splicing, via spliceosome
Cellular component (GO): precatalytic spliceosome
Molecular function (GO): nucleic acid binding
Source: RefSeq, a predicted model, not a curated record
AUGGAUCUGGAGGCGCGUCAAUCUGCUGCGGCCGCCAUCGCUGCUCGUCUGGCCAAGGCGCUCCCACCAGGCCCACCUCCGCCCCGUCCGCCCCCACCGGCACCCGCUGAUGAGGCGACGGCGACGACGGGGCCACCGGCCCCUCAGAACCCGCACGAUUUUGCGGCUCGAUUGAUGAACAAGUACGGGUACCAAGAGGGCCAAGGCAUCGGCGCCGAGGGGAACAAGGGCAUCCUCACGCCGCUGCUUUCGACGUCGUCGGGCAAAGGUCGGGGCACCAUCCAGAACGAGAGGGAGGAGGCCAAGCGGCGCGAGGAGCGCGAGCGAUUCGGAGACGUGUCCAACGCCGUCGUGCUCUACAAUCUGGUCAAGCCCGAGGAGCUCGAAGACGAGCGCGAGAGGGAAGAGGUGCUCGGUGAGAUCCGCGAGGAAUGUAGCAAGCACGGCUACAUUUCCUCGCUCUCUCCGCUCCUGCCCUCUUCUACGUCCUCGGCGCAGGAGAGGCAGAGGGGCGUGGGCAUCCUCGUCGAGUACACGGGCGAGGCGGGAGCGUGGAGGGCCGUGCGCGCCCUCGACGGCCGCUUCUUUGCCGGCCAGACGGUCAGGGCCCGCUUCUACCACCGGCCAGGAUGA